UUUAAGUUGAACAACCCUUCAGUGGUUGCACCGUGCAUCCCAGUCGGAGCUGGAAACAGCCAAUCCAAUAUGUCAAUGAGCCCGGACACGUUUGUAGGCGUGUUAUUGCUGGACGCAAUCACCGAGAGGAGCAUAUGUCUGCAGUAUCCCCCAUUCUCUCUCUUCCUCUCUCUCGCUCCUACUCUCUCUUCCCCUGGACGUUGCCGCAUCCCACCGCUUUCUGUGUCAUUUUGCAUUUGAUACUUUGGAUAACUGCGCUUCGCCACAUGCAGUGAAAGCGUGAGCAACAAGUUUGCGGGACCGACAGAAAGCCACACUGCACGGAGCGCCUCGUCUUGUCUCCUGGCUGCAAGGAGAGGGGGGGGAUCUGUGUCUCUCUGUGGGAGACCAGCCACUUAGCUGUCGCUGUCACCCAAAACCCAAGUCCCAGGACGUGACGCGUCGUGGUGGCGCAGGCACACGGCACACACGCGUAAUUGCGCGCCGUCAUUUUGUUACUCAGUGGCCGAUGCAUGCGUGUAGGUGUUUUCCUCUCUCUGCAUAGUUUAAAGGUAGUUAUAGUUGCAUCGUGCGGACUGGAGCAUCUUAACUGCGUGCAGAAAUGGAGAGAGAAGCGCAUCAGAAGCGGCAGAACCCGCGCCCAGCGGUGCUGAGCGUCUUCUCGUCUCUAUGUUCCGUGGCGUCCAUGGCGUUUUGCGUGUUUCUGAGUAUCAACACGUCUGAUGUCACCCGCCGGAUUGUGGAUUUGGAGAGUAGAAUCGGCGAGCCCAAUUUGAUCCGUCCUGUGGGCUACUCGGUGGAUGAUUUUAACAUAUUGAUUCGAGACAGAGUGGACGAGCUGCUGUCACAGCGCUCCUAUGAAAACCUUGCGAAGAUUCGGAUUGCACGCCAAGCGGACACCACGGAGUGCAACUGCCCCCCAGGUCCACCGGGAAAGCGAGGAAGACGAGGCCGAAACGGAGAACCCGGAACUCCAGGCUCUCCGGGUACCCAGGGUGAAAAGGGGGACCAAGGCGACCAGGGGCCGCGGAUGGUUUUCCCUAAGAUCAAUCAUGGCUUUCUUUCCGCUGACCAGCAGCUCAUUAAGAGACGUCUCAUUAAGGGCGACCAGGGCCAGGCCGGAUCCCCCGGGCCCCCGGGGCCUCCGGGCCCCCCAGGACCCCGAGGACCCCCCGGAGACACGGGCAAGGACGGGCCCCGGGGCGUUGCAGGUGUACCGGGCGAUCCAGGAACGCCGGGAGAAGUUGGGCCGAUGGGUCCCGAGGGAGCCACGGGUUUAUUAGGACCGCCAGGGCUCCCCGGUAACGAUGGACAAAAGGGAGAUAUCGGAACCUCAGGAAUGAGCGGUGUCGACGGCUCCAAGGGCGAAAUUGGAGAGCAAGGUGAAAAGGGCGACAUGGGAGAGGACGGAAUGAAGGGUGACGGCGGGGAAAAGGGAGACGCUGGCUCCUCCGCUGCGGGCAUCAAGGGAGAACCGGGAGAGCCCGGAAGAGGAGGAAUAAAGGGAGAGCCGGGACUUCCAGGCCUGCCCGGACUUCCGGGGAUUAAGGGCGAGCCCGGCUUCUUAGGACCACAGGGGGAGCCAGGGCUUCCAGGGCUCCCAGGAACCAAGGGCGAGAGGGGGGAUUACGGACCCCCAGGCAAGGGAGACAAAGGAGAGAUCGGGACAGCUGGACCAAAGGGGUCACCGGGAGAGGCCGGCGUUCCCGGGUUCAGAGGCACCAAGGGGGAGACUGGAGACAAGGGAGUCUUCGGCGCUAUUGGCCCACAGGGCCCACCUGGACAGAAGGGAGAUCAGGGAAACACGGAAAUCAUCGAUUACAACGGCAACAUCCAGGAGGCUCUGCAGAAGAUUACCACGUUUACAGUCACGGGCCCACCCGGUCCGCCCGGGCCCCUGGGCCCUCAGGGCCUGAAGGGGGAUCAAGGGCUGCCUGGCCUGCCGGGACUUGACGGUGAACGGGGCUACAAGGGUUCCAAGGGAGACAUGGGGAUGCCCGGCUCAUCUGGGGAGAAGGGCACCACCGGCCUGCCUGGACUUCCUGGGACCAACGGGGCCAAAGGGGACCGGGGGGACUCCGGGAUGACGGGCGCCGAGGGGCCCUCGAUCACCGGCCUUCCAGGCCCGCUGGGGCCGCACGGACCCCCAGGACCCAUGGGUCCCCAUGGUUUUCCCGGACCGAAGGGCGACGCGGGGCUGCACGGGGCCAAGGGGGCCCGGGGCGAGGUCGGCCACAAGGGGGACCGCGGACCCCUGGGGCUUCCCGGAGCGUCUGGCUUGGACGGCAAGCCCGGAACCGGGGGCACGGACGGACCUGUGGGCCCUGCCGGACCCGCCGGGCCCAAGGGAGACAUAGGGGAACGAGGCACCUCCGGAGAGCCCGGUCCGAGAGGACCUUACGGACUACCUGGAUCUGCCGGAACCCCAGGCUUGGACGGCUUGAUUGGAGAGAAAGGCGACAUUGGGGAGAGAGGCGAAAAGGGGGAGAAGGGAAAGAAGGGCAAAAAGGGGCCCAAGGGGGAGAAAGGCGAACAGGGCGCCCCCGGAUUAGACGCCCCCUGCCCGUUGGGCCCUGACGGACUGCCCAUGCCUGGAUGCUGGCAGAAGGGAGUCACCCCCUGGCUGGUGGCCUGAGCCCCGCCCCCCAAGAGACGGACCGCCCGUUUAUUGAUACGCUUUUAUUGUGGCGGGGCCUGCGCUUUUGGUUUGAGCUACGACUCAGCAGGUUCUCGCCGUCACUCCCCAGCGGUCCAUAUACCCCUCCCCCCCCCUCCCCCCACCCCAACGGGAUUCGGACCCCAUCCCACCCCCAACCCUGACCUUAAGGGGGCCUGGAACCGUCCGCGAAUCUAGGAAGAUAAGGGGAGGAUUAUCCGACGUUGGGAAUUAUCCGAGGUCGUCUUUGUCUCGGACCGUCGGCGUGGCGAUGUCCGUGGAGGGGGGCUGAAGCUUCCCCCCUCCCCCCGACCAUAAGCAGGCGAGCUACAAGCUAGCAGACGAGCUAGAUUGCCCCCAAGCGGCUUGGAGUGAUGAUGGAGAGUGGAUUCCUGGAGUUCUCUUUCUCUUUCUCGAUUGACUCUCAUUGCCCUUACUCAUUGUUUAUAUCGGUCUGUAUCAUAGCCUCGGUGCCUCCAGCUUUAGUUAUUCAUUCCUUUAUUUGUAUUGAACAACGUGUAUUAUUGUUUUCAUAUUGUUUUAUUGGAGUUAUUCCAAGGGGCUUUCAACAAAAGCUUGUGUAUAACCCUUGCUAUGUAAAAUGUGCCACAGUGUUUUGAGAGGGGGGGGAGGGGUUGAUGCACUGACUUUAUCAUACACUGAUUUCUGUAUAGCUUUCAACACAACACGGUAAAGUCUCUUAGCAACGGAAAGAGAAGGUGGACAUUGACAAAAUCUCACAACACACAACGGUAUAUCUUUUUUAUCAUGGUAUGAAGACCAAACUGAUAAUUGCAUUCAUCGUUUCAGUUGUUUCAUCCUCCGCGAUUGUAAGUCGUGGUGGGAGACGAUAGAUAGAUCACAGAAUGGGACAGGGAUUUCACCUUUGAAACCAGGAACUGACCUUAUGUAACGUUAAGCUGUAAAAUACGCCACUGUAUUGCAGAAAUCGUAUCUAGACGUUUAUCAUGCUAUCGUGUUGAUAUAGUGAGCAGACACAAGCACCACAUUUAACGUAGAUUGACGUCGAUUUAACGUAGAUGUAGAAAAAGUGAUUGUAGGUGAGGGAGGGAGCACCCACACACAUACAUAUACACAUACAAAUAUACACGCACACACAGACACACACACACACACACACACACACCCACACACACGGUGAGGUAGGCUUCUAGUUAGCUACGAAACGUCUCGUAUCAAAUGAUUGAUGGUACAGUUUUUCAAUAUCAGUUUUGAAGCAUUGUGUUUUUUUUAGAUUUGGUGUGUGUGUUUUAAUGAAACGAAAAACCUGAUUGUAUCCAUUUGUUAGGAUUUGAAAGCAGUAGCAUAUUGCAGAAUUUGAACCGAUUUGAAAAACUAAACUGCUUUAUUUAACUACAAUCUACUACAUCUACAAGAAUAUGCAAUUAAAUCAUGUUUGUUUUUUUCACGUGUAGAAUAAUGAAGCUGAGAUGAGUUGUCGUGUGUGGUAGAGGUAGCUGAAUUUAACAUUCUGAACUGUGUCUCUAUGAUUUCUUCCUUGUUGUAGGUCGUACCGUAAAAACAGUUGUAUGAUUUGUAAUAUCUCAAUGAGAUAUUUUUUGCAACCUGCAUUUUAUAAACUACAGUCCUUUAGUUUGGCCAGUUAAUUUACAUUCCAUGCCAGGUGGAGCAAAACGAUGCCAUCAUGCUAUAUUUUCAUGUUUUUUUUAACUAAAACCUGAAUAAUUUACUUCCAUAUUCCCAUACAUGGGAGUCACACAUUUACACAGACAUACAAAACAUACAUUAAGUAUGCAAAUAUUAAGGACUCAUUCAUUCAAGGGGCGUUGUGUGGUAAAGUGUGACAGGGUGACGUUGCUUCAUGAUGUUUCCAUGUUCAUAAAGGUGUUUGGUCGUUCCACUUCGCAGGAAAGGGCAUCUGAUUACGGUUAGCGUGCUAUCUGUUAGCGUGCUAUCUCUUAGCGUGCUUUCUGUUAGCGUGUCUACAAUUCACUCAUAAAUGAUGUCGCUGAGGAAAAACAACAAGCAGAUAACAUGUUUUCUUAGCUCCCGUCGUUAUUUCUUAUCGCUUGUCAAACCAUUUCAAUCGAUUGUGUGUGCGUGUGUGCAGAUGCAUUAUGCUUGUUUCACUAUUUUAGGUGAUUCAUUAUUUAUUUUUCGAUACACGUUCUUAAUGGAAGCCAUCUUGGUUUCUAACAGGCAUUCCUUUCUGGUGGCAGUGAUAUCAUCGUCAUCAUCAUCAUCAUUAGUACUACAUUUAACCAGCGUUCUCUGAUAUUUCUGAGUUCAAUGUUUAAGUUUUUUUAACCACCCAGGGGACAUGAAUAAGGCUCAACAAGGUUCCCUAUAACGUAGUAGCCUUCAUUUACUGUGGUUUUUACUGCUCUUAUUGUAACUUCCAGUUGUCUACCGUAGAGGGCACUCAUCUGCUUUCAAGGUCAUACAAACAACAUCAAUCUCACACAUCUACCUGUAUCAAAACUUUCUCGCUCUCUCUCGCUCCUCGCUCUCGCUCUCUCUCUCUCUCUCUCUCUCUCUCUCUCUCUCUCUCUCUCUCUCUCUCUCUCUCUCUCUCUCUCUCUCUCUGUUGAAUGUAGGUUGAUAUAUGUACAGUAGUAUUUUAAUGUCAUGUUCAAAUAUGUGCUUGUGUGACAACAGCAACAAAAGAUAAAGUGCAUCUUAUACAUUUUGUUUUAAUGCGCGGUGAUUUGAAAUGCAGCUUGACUAAAAACCGGUCACUGAGUGUGAUCUAAUACGCUUGCAUUUGCCAGACCAGCCCUCUUGUGUUACUGUCCAGAUGUAAAAAUAAAGAUAUUUACUGUUAGGAAAGAAAAAAUACAAUAUUGCAAACUGUAAAUAUGGGUCGUUGAUGUACACUAUUGGAUUGAUUUACUUUUGCCUCGAAUAUAGUCGCUCUCUAUUAAUGUGUUCAAUGUUGUGUUUCUUGAGACUUUUACAAUGAGUUAAAUAAUGUUUGGAUGAUUUCCGUUCAUGGGUCGAACUCGUGAUGCAGUGAUGCGGUGCGGUUGUGUGCUGUAUCUUCAGCGCGUGCAGCUAACCGUCUUUACGCACGGAGGACGCACGGUCCUCUUUACGCACGGAGGACGCACGGUCCUGUCGGUCACGUGGUCUGCAAACGCUCGUUCUUUUACUUUUUUGUCAACUUUCAUUUCGGCAAGAAAAGAGACAUCCAACGUUAUUUAAAGGCAUGAAGGAAAAUUUAAAAAAUAACAAAUUGUAUGCCGUAUCUAUUGAUUAUAUACCAAUUGGUGAAUUGAUUGUGAAUUGACUUGUUUUUUAAGGUACUCAAACAAGUUGAAAUGUAUUAGGGUUGAUGUCUUUUCAGCCAUAUUCCUGUUAUUGAAGCCUAUUCAUAUAGAUGUACAAACCCAUGGAGACGCUGAACAUUUAUUAAGUAAUGAAACACAUAUUGAGCUCAAGGUACGAACUCCGAAUCCACCCCUGAGGUGACCAUCCAGUAUCCACACUUUCUUUCUUUCUUGUUGAUUUUUGCUUAAGAAAAUGAAGUUAUGCUGCUGUUUUGUUCUUUUUGUUUGCUUAUUCUGUAAAAUAUUAUUUCACUUUACACACAUGACUGAAAUGUCAUCACAGAUCUUAUUGUUCAUAGAUUUUUUUUCAUGAGCCAAAUAAACAGCCUUUCCAAUAUA
Gadus morhua (Atlantic cod) is the source of this 6306-nucleotide messenger RNA. RefSeq names its product collagen type XXV alpha 1 chain (gene col25a1). NCBI's taxonomy places the organism in Eukaryota, Metazoa, Chordata, Actinopteri, Gadiformes, Gadidae. Bases 602 to 2635 code for a protein of 677 amino acids. The record is from RefSeq and is a predicted model, not a curated record. The transcript is spliced from 38 exons.